UAUAGCCAACGAGCGCCUAUAACACAGAACAACAACACAGCCAAACGUGGACGAGGACUUUACGCAAUAUUUACCUACCUUGGAACAAGAUAAAUUAUUUACAAAAACCAUGUUGGAUUGACUGGAGAAAAACUCUAAUCAAUGGAUUGGUUUUGAGAUCGUUUGGUAAUAUUAUCACUUCAGGAGUCUGAGAGAGGGAGAGUGAGCGCGCGCCUCUGUCUGUGUGUUUGAGUCUGAGUGAAAGGACCGAGAAGGAGCGGGAGAGAGAGGGAGGGGAGGGAGGUGGGAUCAGGAAAGAUAUAUUCUUUCAGUGAUGGAACUCACAAUGGAAAACCUUGGAAACCUCCACGGCGUCUCGCACUCACAGGCCGGGGAACUGAUGAGCUCCACGCACGCCCGGCAGUCCUCCGCCCCUUCACACCGGAAUCUGGUUUCUCACGCACACGGCCGGUCGGCCAUGGUGUCUAGUAUGGCCGCGAUCCUGGAUGGUACCGGGGACUACCGGACAGACCCCUCGGCGCUCUCUGGCCACCUCCACCCGGCUAUGAGCAUGUGUGAGUCCGGGAUGAGCCUGAGCAACACCUACACCACCCUGACCCCUCUCCAGCACCUACCUCCCAUAUCCACGGUCUCCGACAAGUUCCACCACCCACACCCACACUCCCACCACCACGCAGCCGCCCACCAGCGACUCUCCGCGGGGAACGUCAGCGGGAGCUUUACGUUGAUGAGGGAUGACCACCGUGGGCUGACGUCUAUGGGAAACCUGUACGGCCACUACCCUAAAGAUAUGUCCGGCAUGGUCCAUGGGUCACUCUCCCCGUUGUCCAACAGUCUCGGCUCUUUGCACAACUCCCAGCAGACGCUCUCAGCCUACGGUCCAAGUGCUCACCUUACCAAUGAUGCCAAGAUGCUCUCUCCCGUGACAGGCUUCGAGUCCCACGCCGCAAUGCUGUCCCGGAGCGAGGAGCACCUUGCCAGGGGGUUAGGCGGCCAUGGGCAUGGCAUGAUGUCCAACCUCAACGGGAUGCACCAUCCGCACAGCCACCUUCACUCCCAGGCCAAUGGGGCAGCGAUGCUGGCCGAGCGAGAGAGGCACGGGGCUGGGUCCGGCCAGGGAGGAGUGUCGGGAGGGCAGGCGGAGGAGAUCAACACGAAAGAGGUGGCUCAACGGAUAACGGCAGAGCUGAAGCGCUACUCAAUUCCCCAGGCUAUUUUCGCCCAGAGGAUCCUAUGUCGGUCCCAAGGAACCCUCUCGGAUCUUCUGCGGAACCCCAAGCCGUGGAGUAAACUCAAGUCAGGCCGGGAGACGUUUAGGAGAAUGUGGAAGUGGCUCCAGGAGCCCGAGUUUCAGCGGAUGUCUGCCCUUCGGUUGGCGGCCUGUAAGCGGAAGGAGCAGGACCAGGGUCGUGAGAGGAACCUGGUCCCCAAGAAACAGCGGUUGGUAUUCACGGACCUGCAGCGCCGCACGCUGGCGGCCAUCUUUAGGGAGAACCGCCGUCCAUCCAAGGAGAUGCAGAUCACCAUCAGCCAUCAGCUAGGCCUGGAGCUCUCCACCGUCUCCAACUUCUUCAUGAACGCUCGGCGACGCUGCCAUGCCGACCGCUGGGGGUCCACUGGAGGCGCAGAGGGGAACGAGCACGCGGGUGUGCACGGGAGCGUGCACGGGCACGGUCAUAUGCAGGCUCAUGGGAACAACAACAACGCCGGUUCGUCCCCGGCACAACCGGGCACCUCCUCUGCUACCACCUUCUCCAAGGCCUGAGAUGGAGGGGAAGAGGGUGGUGGGAUCUAAAGCAGAGGUCACUGACCCUGGUGGUCCUGGAGGGCUGUAGUGUGUGCAUGCUUUUGUUCCAGCCCAGCACUAACACACCUGAUUAAUCUACUGAGUUGAAUCAGGUGUGUAUGACCAUUGGUCUGAAGGUGUUCUCUUUUUGCGCUGAAUCUCACCCUUUACUCCAUUUAGUUGUGUCUGUCAGAAAUCAAAGAGAAACCAAUGGGUCUGGGGAGGAUGUAUUGGUAUCCCAAAUUAUCCUCAGACACUUUAGUUUGAGCAAAUCUGUCAGUAAAACCAAAGAAAAAACGAUCCAGAGAAAUUCAGAGGGUCGAUCAGUUAGGUCCACAGAAUAGCUUUCUCUCUCUUUUGGGAUUGAUCGGUCCACAAGCUUAAGUUUUUGACCAAGCAAAUACACCAAAGACAAGCCCAUGGUAAUAGACCUGACUGCACAACAUCAGAGGCCAUGUUUGUGAAAAAGGCAAGGAUAAACAUGCAGACAUGUCCUCUGCUCAGUCAGAAAAACACACCUUUCACUGUGUGUGUGUGUGUGUGUGUGUGUGUAUGUGUGUAUGUUCUGUACAUGCAUGUAUGCUUGCGUGUGUGUGUGUACAAUUCCACUCCAGGGGUGUAAUUUCUGAGCAGCAAUCUGUUUUCUGCAGUGCAAGUGCAACAGUGCCACCUGCUGGUUGUUACAGUACACUGUUGAGUGUUUCUGUGUGACAGGAGUAGGCAAAUAAUUUUUAUCAGAGCGCAUGGUCUGGGGCAGGAACACAGUUAUAAUAAUUUGUACUCUGCAAAUUGACCACAACUAAGCCCAAAAAGAGAUUGUAUUUGAAAGUAACAAUAAUUGAAUUCCUUGAUUACAUUGAGACAUGCACGAUCACGUCUAAUCUUUUAUUCGUUGGAAUAAUUUGGAACAGACGUCCUAAAUUAAACAAUUUUUUUGCUUAGUUCCUUGUGAUUUGACAGUAUUUUUGACCAAAUGCUAAAAUCUCCCAAAAUCAUGAUUAUUAUGUUUUACUAAAAACUUUGGCGGGGCAUAAUAAAUCACUCGCUGCCCAGUUUUGGCCCUUGGGCCGCCUGUUGCCUACCCCUGCUGUCUGACACCACAUCUCAAAAGUCUACCCGUCUCCGCUCAUUCAUCUGCACUGAUAUAAGACCUGGACAGGUGAAAGCCAAAUACCAGAAGAUCAGUCAUUACACUGUUUCACCUAUCCUGCACUUUCAGAUCAGAGCAGAUUAAGGAGCGGUUGAGACAUGCACACACACACAGCCUGAGCUGCUUUGUUUUUGGAACAGAGGACAUGUCUCAAGACUAUCAUCCAUAAUCAUCUUUUGAUGUUGAUUUGAUUAAGGUUCCAUUUUUAUGUAUGGCUGUUAACUAUGUAGCUACUGGAGGGUAUGUUUAGGUACCAAAGACUAACAAUCAAAUGGGAAUCAUCUGGACCUUAUUGAGUGUCCUAUCAAGGUAAAGGGAGGGGAUUGCCCUGCUCUAGUGGCCAAACCCAAGGGUCAAACUUCACAAUAUGAUAUGAGUGCCAAUGACGUUUACCCUUUUAUGAUAAUCAGAGAGAGCAGGUGCAGCUCCCUCACUUACCACGCCCCAGGUGGGCGGCCAGUGCCAUAGCAACCAACACAUCAUUCUAGAUCCCCUUAUAGAGAGGAAUUGGACGGGAAGAUGUGGCCAUUCCAUACCUCAGAACAAUGGAUUCAUGGAUAUGAUCAAUACUAACCAGAACAUAAUGAAAAUGAACUGUAAAUAAACUCUUUCUUUCAAGCUUCAGCUCUCUCCCUCUCCUCUCCUCUCCUCUCCUCUCCUCUCCUCUCCUCUCCUCUCCUCUCCUCUCCUCUCCUCUCCUCUCCUCUCCUCUCCUCUCCCUCUCCUCUCCUCUCCUCUCUUUCUUCUUCUUCUUUCUCUCUAUAAUAUUGAUGCGGGUAAAAGUAGUAUUAUAGUCACAAAGUUUCUCUGUUGUGACUAUUGUGCUCUGUUGUGCUGAAACGGGAAACAAGCACCUUGUUGACAAAACAGAAAAUAUAAAAGACCAAAAAAUAAUAAUCAACAUGGAAAAAGACUGAUCAUUUUCAAGGGAAUCAAACAAAUACAAAAUAAUGACUGUGCAUAUUUGUGAAUACUUGUGUGAUGAAGUAGAUUGACUCCUAGCUGGACUUCCCGAAGGACUUCUUUAUGACCUCUGAAUUUUCACCCCUGAACUGGACUGCCCCCUGCAUUCCGCUCUGCUGAAAGCUCCAAUGAUGGGGCACCGCGUUGGGUGGAGGAAGGGGUGAUGAUGUCACUUCCUCUUUAACCUUUAACCUCUCAUUUCCUGUUGGAGAGGUUUUAUGGGGGACAUACUGUAAAAGGCAGGAUCCAGGAAGAAAAAUAUUUUUGGGGGGUUACUGUGGAAACCGACCUUGGAAAUCCUUUUCCUUCCACUUGUGUAGCAUCUUCUAGCGGGCGAUAAUCAUAUUUAAGGUGGAGAUGCGGACAGGGACCAUGGGGGGUGUAGAGACGGUUUCACUCAGAGGCAGAGAAGAGACAGGUGACUAAGAGAGAUUUGUAGGUUUGUAGCGAGGAUGUUAAAAGGAUGUUCAAAUCCAAAGUGAAGCUGAGACAUGACGUAUACCUCACACAAUAGAGUGGACUGUGACACAGCCACGGAUACCAAAGAUACUUCAGCUGCCAGUCUGACGCUAGACCCAGGACUAGAAACCUAACACACACACACACACACACACACGCACGCACGCACGCACGCACGCACGCACGCAC
Messenger RNA from Oncorhynchus mykiss (rainbow trout), 4547 nucleotides. RefSeq names its product one cut homeobox 3b (gene onecut3b). Gene Ontology annotation, biological process: regulation of transcription by RNA polymerase II. Gene Ontology annotation, molecular function: DNA-binding transcription factor activity, RNA polymerase II-specific; RNA polymerase II cis-regulatory region sequence-specific DNA binding. The record is from RefSeq and is a predicted model, not a curated record. NCBI's taxonomy places the organism in Eukaryota, Metazoa, Chordata, Actinopteri, Salmoniformes, Salmonidae. Gene Ontology annotation, cellular component: nucleus.